CUGGGCACCAGCUGUGGGCACCGGCUGCACCAAACCCCCUGCUCCGGACCAGACCCCAGAGAGGUGCACAGGACAAGUGAGGAGAUGAGGACCACUGCCCACCUCAUCCUGUGCCUCCUGGGCUGCCUGGUGCUGAGCCCCGGGCUGGAAGGGACUAAGACCCAGGUCUGUCCCAAUGGCUGGCUACACUUUCGCCACAAAUGCUAUGGAUACUUCAAGGAGAAGAUAACCUGGGCGAAUGCUGAGGCGGAGUGUCAGAACUACUGCCCAGGGGCCCAUCUCGCCUCCGUUCUCAAUGAAGCAGAAACAAAUGUCCUUGCUGGAUACAUCUCAACAAACAGCCCUGCUGGGAACGUAUGGAUCGGGCUUCAUGAUGCUUCUGCGAACAGAAAGUGGCAAUGGACAGAUAGCUCCAUCUCCAACUAUAAAGCUUGGGCACCAGGGGAACCUAACAAUUGGAUGGGGAAAGAGCGCUGCACAGAGCUCUUAGCUUCCUCAGGGUAUAAGCUAUGGAAUGAUGUUUCCUGCAAAGUAAGUAGAGGCUUCAUCUGCAAGUACCAGCUCUAAGCAGGAGUACACCAACUCCUGGGAUGUGAGCGCAUUGAGUCCGGCAGCUCUUCCAGGGAGACCCGUCCUGCAACCAGCCUGCUGUGCCCCCUCCCCACACUGCUGUGCCCAUCCGUGCCAGUCCCGCUAUCCUCUGCCUCCUCUCGCUCUGCUGGGAUCCCACAUCUCUCCUCCCCUCCUCUGCAUGGUCCCAGCACAAGGCAGUGAUAAUAAAUUUCCCCUUAG
Alligator sinensis (Chinese alligator) is the source of this 792-nucleotide messenger RNA. RefSeq names its product C-type lectin lectoxin-Thr1-like. NCBI's taxonomy places the organism in Eukaryota, Metazoa, Chordata, Crocodylia, Alligatoridae. The record is from RefSeq and is a predicted model, not a curated record. Gene Ontology annotation, molecular function: signaling receptor activity. The transcript is spliced from 7 exons. The coding region runs from base 85 to 567 and encodes 160 amino acids.